This is a messenger RNA of Kickxella alabastrina, 634 nucleotides long. RefSeq lists its product as uncharacterized. The coding region runs from base 112 to 555 and encodes 147 amino acids. NCBI's taxonomy places the organism in Eukaryota, Fungi, Kickxellomycota, Kickxellomycetes, Kickxellales, Kickxellaceae. Gene Ontology annotation, biological process: mitochondrial respiratory chain complex I assembly. The transcript has 3 exons. The record is from RefSeq and is a predicted model, not a curated record.
UUUCGCUUUGCUAUAAAUUCAAACAUUUUUCUUCUUCAAUCCACCCAUUUUUUUACAUUCUACACUUGUACAAUUUUUCCCCUCUUAUUUUCAAAUCAACAAGCAUAGAGAAUGGCUGACCAUACACACAAUGAGCCCAAGGACUGGAAGAAGGAGACGGCCAAGUACACUCUCGGCGGAGCCGCAUUCGGUGUAUUUGUCAGUGCAUUCCAGACAGCCUACGGCCCAGGCAAGGGUGGAUCCGCUCUGGACGUGUUGACUAAGAACGGCAGCACCAUUGGCUUCAUGGCUGCUAUGGGCGGUAUUUUUGCGGGUGUUGAUGCGGCAGUCGUACAGAUCCGCGGUAAGGAUGACUACGUGAACUCAGCGGUGGCUGGCUGGCUGCUGCGCUCGAUCCCCUCUGCGCUCGGUGGAUGUGCGUUCUUUGCCACGGCCAUGGGCACCUACGACUACUCGGGUGGUUUCGAGGGAAAGAUGCACGGCAUGAGCCGCAACCAGCGUGACGAGUACCGUGCUGGCUUGUUUGCGUCGGUCGAUGACCUCAAGAAGCAGUAAACAGGAGCGGUUGGGAUCAAGUUUAUUUUUCAUUCACACUCGAUAUUUCCACACAAAAAAAUGAUAUUUAAAUAUUUAA